Messenger RNA from Carassius carassius (crucian carp), 1131 nucleotides. RefSeq names its product fucolectin-5-like. The transcript has 3 exons. Lineage: Eukaryota; Metazoa; Chordata; Actinopteri; Cypriniformes; Cyprinidae. The coding region runs from base 72 to 545 and encodes 157 amino acids. The record is from RefSeq and is a predicted model, not a curated record.
AUUUAUUAUUUAACUCAAAUGGAAUGUACUGAAACUUCACACAUUUGAGUCUUGACCCUCUGUCUCUUUAAAUGUUUUUAGAGAAUUUGGCAUUAAAAGGAACGGCUGUACAGUCAUCCACAUUUUACAGCUGUGGUGCUGCAAAGGCCAUCGACGGCAUCAGAUACUCUCCUUCAGGUAAACCCUAUCCAGAUGAAACCUAUACAUACUGCUCCAUCACAUCACGCCAGCUCAACCCGUGGUGGAGGCUGGACCUGCUGGAUUCUUACAACAUUUUCAACGUGACCGUCACCAACAGAGGCGACUGCUGUCUGGAGCAAACGACUGGAGCAGAGAUCCGCAUCGGAAACUCUCUGGAAAACAAUGGCAACAACAAUCCCAGAUGUGGUGUCACUUCAUCUGUCCCAGCAGGCAGUUCUGUCAGUUUCUCUUGCGGUGGAAUGGAAGGUCGUUAUGUGAACAUGUACAUUCCUAACAUCCAGGCAUACCUCACGCUGUGUGAGGUGGAGGUUUAUGGAACAGACUCUUGUGAAGACUUCAUAUGAUCCAGCACCUGUGAGUAGAUGACGCCUACCCUGCAAGGACUCCAAAUAAAAAAAUGACAUUUUUAUUGCUAUGAAAUGCACAUAAAGUUUGCUUGUAAAUACUAUAAUUUUAAUUAGAUUUCAACUCCUUUUUCUGAUACAAGCUCCUAUAAAGACUAUUCUGGUUUUGUAACAGAAAAACAUGCAGUCUGUAAAGCUGCUUUGAAACAAUAUAUGAGCUACUGCAUUCAUGUUGUCCACUGAGGUCAUAUUAAAAGUGCACUUGAAUGUAAACAAAAAAUUUCAGACAUUUUUGCUGUAGCAUUUUUAAGUUAUGGACCCAUACAUUUGGCAGAUAUGAUAAUACAAUAACAGCAUACCAUUAUUGCCCUAAAUGUUGGAGCUAUAUCUUAGAUUCCUUUGAGGGUGUGUUACAAUUUCAUUCAUUCUUCAGCUCAAUCUCAAAAUAAAAGAUUAGUUUAAAUGUCCACUGAGGAAAGCUAUAUCGUUGUUGUUGUACUGUCCUUUAAUCUGUUAAGGGUCAUUUCCGAUGACAGCGCUGCUUAGUGCACUUGAUGGCUGUAUCUUACAAUGUUUUGUUGAAAGU